Messenger RNA from Oppia nitens, 818 nucleotides. It is a transcript of the gene BNIP3, whose product is annotated as BCL2/adenovirus E1B 19 kDa protein-interacting protein 3-like. Gene Ontology annotation, biological process: mitochondrial outer membrane permeabilization; positive regulation of apoptotic process. NCBI's taxonomy places the organism in Eukaryota, Metazoa, Arthropoda, Arachnida, Sarcoptiformes, Oppiidae. The transcript is spliced from 4 exons. The record is from RefSeq and is a predicted model, not a curated record. Gene Ontology annotation, cellular component: mitochondrial envelope; nucleus; mitochondrial outer membrane. The coding region runs from base 124 to 666 and encodes 180 amino acids.
GAUGUCACUAUAUGUGUGACAAUCAAUGAUCUCAUUGUUGUUGUGGUGAAUGACUGGCAAUCAGUUUGAGUGAUGUCUUAAUGUAAUACAUAUAUUGUGUCAGUUGUGGACAUCACUGCAAUCAUGACAUCCACUCCAAGAAGUUUCACUCAAGAGUCACUCAAUGAGUCUUGGGUUGAAGUGAACAGUUGUCAACAGUUGACAUCACCGGUUCAUUUGAUAGGAAGGACAACGGGUUUAAAUACAUUUCAGAGUUUGGAAAGACUCUUAUGGGAGGCACAGAAAGAGAGCAAUGAGUCUUCACUCACUGGAAGCGCUCGCAAUUCGCAUAGCAUUAGCCCAAAGAGUGCUCACAGCCCUGUCUUUGCCAUCGAGUCGUUGUCACCAAACGAUUCCAUUCUUCAAAAAGUUGAAAAUUUUGGGAGAAGUCGUCAAUUGAGUACAGAUUGGAUUUGGGAUUGGAGUACAAGAGAUCAAUUGCCUAAGGAAUGGGGUUUCAAUGAAAUACAACCGCUGAGGAAAAGUCGGAUGAGUUUACGUCAAUGGGCUAUAAGAAGAGGCAUUUUCUCCAAAGAAGUUCUGUCUAUACUCUUAUUGACAAAUAUUUUGUCUUUAAUUCUUGGCGCUGGCAUUGGUUAUACGAUUCUGGUUCGUCGUACCAUUUAAUGACAAUUCAAUCAAUUAUUUAUAUAUAAAGUUAAUAUAUAAAGUAGUUAUUCAAUGAUUAGCCAUACAAUAUUUAAUAACUAUUUAGUGUAUUAAUACAAUACUAUGAUUUGAAUUUUCCAUAAUAUUACCGUACAAUAGAAGAUAUUUGA